UCUCCGUGUAAUUCUGCUGUGCGAUAGACGUUCGGAUCUUGGACAGACCGUAAAGAGAUUCUUGCAUUGUAUUCUCGGCACAGUGACUAAUAUAUAAACUCAGACCUCUCGCUGUACAACACACGAGAGUUUUCCAGUAUUACUCAAAUCUAAUAAGGGGAUAGUGGUUGUAUUCGUAUGGAUGUCGAGCCAGGAGAGGCACGUGAAGAGCUACGUAGAGCUCUACGGUUCUUUGGGAUGGAAUUCACUCGUCUGCCAUUCCGAGUUUCUCAAUAUGUUUUUCCCUGAGAAGGCCACGAGUCUAGCAGUUCAUGUUCUCAAUGAACUUGCUCAGGAGCUAAAGAUUAGGCCAUGCCCUGUAGUCCUUGCUUCUUUUUCUGGUGGUCCUAAAGCUUGCAUGUACAAGAUAAUUGAUGGAAAGUGUGGAGGACAGGAAAAUCUGGAUGACUUCCGACUGGUUAGAUACUGCAUAUCUGGUUAUAUCUAUGAUUCCAGCCCGGUUGAUUUUACCAGCGAUUUGGGCACAAGAUUUGUUCUUCACCCAACUGUUCGUACAAUGUCCCAUCCACCACGGUUAGCAUCAUGGAUUGCCCACAGCAUUUCUUCUGGUCUUGAUACCCUCUUUCUCAGCAGAUUUGAAUCACAGCGUGCUGAAUAUUGGCAGACUCUGUACUCUUCUAUUAGCAUGAAGGCCCCAUAUCUCAUUUUUUGCUCUGAAAAUGACGAUCUUGCUCCUUGCGAAGUUAUUUGCUAUUUUACUCAACGAAUUCAAGAGCUUGGGGGUGAUGUUAAGCUGGUGAAGUGGAAAGAGUCUGCUCACGUAGGUCAUUUUCGGCAUUAUCCAAUUGAAUACAAAGCUGCCUUGAUGGAGCUUCUUGAUAAGGCAGAUAAAGUUUAUUCUCUGCGAACACUUCGACUUGAUGGAGAAAGGAUGGGCAUGGAGGGAACAAGGGAUGAGAUCCCUGAGCCAAUUUGUGGUGACCUCAAGAAAGCAGCAACAAAGAACUCGAAUAGCUUUCGCGAAGUUGCUAUUGGACCAAGUGACAAUUACUUCUUACCCACUUCGAUGGAGUAUGGCAAUGGUAAAGGUGUUGGUUCAAUGCAAAAUGAACAUAAGCAAGGUUUGAUCCACUUGCAUAGUCUACCAAGCAUUAGUGUUCAUGGUGUCCUUGGUCAAAUGGUUUCUGAUGUCUGUAUUCCCAAGAAUGUCAAGGAUUGGGAUCUCAAAUCAAGUCCUUCAAAUGGUUGUUGGUUUAUUCCCACAAAGAAGAAUACUUCUUUUAAUCCCAUCAAAUGCAUGCGUCGCUCUAGACUUUAAUCUCUCGAUGACAGGUUCACCCUUUUAUGAAUGAAGUGUUUAGGUCCA
Messenger RNA from Carya illinoinensis, 1366 nucleotides. RefSeq lists its product as uncharacterized. The record is from RefSeq and is a predicted model, not a curated record. The transcript is spliced from 7 exons. Bases 182 to 1318 code for a protein of 378 amino acids. Lineage: Eukaryota; Viridiplantae; Streptophyta; Magnoliopsida; Fagales; Juglandaceae.